Molecule: messenger RNA, 1180 nt
Organism: Esox lucius (northern pike)
Lineage: Eukaryota; Metazoa; Chordata; Actinopteri; Esociformes; Esocidae
Gene: irx7
Product: iroquois homeobox 7
Exons: 2
Coding region: 18-965 (315 amino acids)
Biological process (GO): cell development; regulation of transcription by RNA polymerase II; neuron differentiation
Cellular component (GO): nucleus
Molecular function (GO): RNA polymerase II cis-regulatory region sequence-specific DNA binding; DNA-binding transcription factor activity, RNA polymerase II-specific
Source: RefSeq, a predicted model, not a curated record
AUGUUCUGGACGUAAGGAUGCCUGCGUCACAAACUGGACUCGGAAACUUCUUCUUUGAGAGAAACAUCAACAUGCGCCCUGGAUAUCAGAUACCAGUUUUGGGAUGUCCACCUGGCAUGCAACAGCAACAAGCCCCUCAUCUCGCUGCGAUGGCUGGGAUACCUUUGGCAUAUUCAGGACUACAGGGAUACAACUUCAUCCCUUAUCCACCCCACAGACACGUUGCGCACAUUAACAACUCUUUCGACCUCAAAGCGGUGUCUUCGUAUCAUCAAGCACUUCUCGGCCGAGGUGCUCCGUUUUUCCCACAAUAUCGACUAGGCGCGACAGAGGACCCGAGCAGAGUCGCCAAGGUGGCAACGCGAGAAAGCACCAGCGCGCUCAAGGCCUGGCUAAAUGAGCAUCUCAAGAACCCAUAUCCCACAAAGGGUGAGAAGAUCAUGCUUGCCAUUGUUACUAAGAUGAGCCUCACGCAAGUGUCCACUUGGUUUGCCAAUGCUAGGCGAAGACUGAAGAAGGAGAAUAGGGUGAGCUGGGCGUCAAAGGAUAAAUCUGACGAGGAGGAGGGCGAGAGCGACGAAGAGGAUGUAGAAGGCUCUCUGCAGAAAAGCCGUUUGGAUGACGAAGAUGAGAUAGAUCCUCAAAGCUUAGAUGAUAACUCAACGCCCGAACCGGUGGAUGCGCGUCUGGGAAAACUAUCAAAGGAGGACCAAAAAGACAAUGAGCGUGCCACGAACGACUUAAAUGUCGUACAGAGUGACACUUCUCCAUCUCGACUGAAAGUUAAAGUUGAGUGUCAAAAGCCUAAAAUAUGGUCUUUGGCAGAAACCGCAACAUCGGAAACGGUGAGAAAGCCCCAGGACAGUGCCUGCCACCCUGGCACAAAAGUUGACAAGUUCUGGGCAGAAUGGGCAUCAAGGAACGGACUGUAUAUUCCAGCAUACCCUGCUCACGACAUUUUAUAACAUAUUUAAAAUGGUCAAGGACACAUGUUUGCCUAUUUUGCACUUUAAAAUGCCAAACUCUAUGGAUUGGAGUGGGUCUACUUUUUCACGUAUACACGCCUAGGUGUGUUACUUUACAGAACAUGUUAUGUCAUUUAGAUUAAAUAUAUUUUCAAUGAACACUUUGUAAAUUAUAAUUUCUUUUGUCUUAUCACGAAAACAUAUUUUGGUAAAAU